This is a messenger RNA of Miscanthus lutarioriparius, 345 nucleotides long. The record is from the annotation of a GenBank genome assembly. NCBI's taxonomy places the organism in Eukaryota, Viridiplantae, Streptophyta, Magnoliopsida, Poales, Poaceae.
AUGGCGUCUUCGCCCCACUCAAUCGAGGUCCGGACCCCCGGCGACUCACCGCAGCCCACCGCCGUUCUCCUCUCCCCCUCUGUGGUGCACCCUAGCCUCCUGCUCCUCCUCAACAUGGCCCUCGCUGCCGCCAUGGCCUUCGUCCUGCUCCACCCACCCCUCACCGUCGUGACCGUGACGUCCGCUGCCACGUGGGCGCUCUCCAAGCUCCCCAAACCCGUGGUGUUGCUCAUAUCCUUAGAUGGCUUCCGCUUCGGGUACAGGUACAAGGUCCCUCUCCCCCGCAUACGUCGCCUCAUCGCAUGCGCCGGCACUGGCAUCCUCAUCAUCUCCUCCUGCGGUUAG